Messenger RNA from Sebastes umbrosus (honeycomb rockfish), 3146 nucleotides. Its product is annotated as importin-13-like. Gene Ontology annotation, cellular component: nuclear membrane; cytoplasm. The coding region runs from base 1 to 2898 and encodes 965 amino acids. The record is from RefSeq and is a predicted model, not a curated record. NCBI's taxonomy places the organism in Eukaryota, Metazoa, Chordata, Actinopteri, Perciformes, Sebastidae. Gene Ontology annotation, biological process: protein import into nucleus. The transcript is spliced from 21 exons. Gene Ontology annotation, molecular function: small GTPase binding.
AUGGAGCCUCCAGCCAAUCCGGGAGACAGCCCGGUGGAGUUGGAGUUAACGGUGGAGAAUGUGGAGUCGGCUCUCUACCAGCUCUACUUUGACCCGGACAUGGAGCGUAAGAAUGUGGCCCAGAAGUGGCUGACCCAGGCCCAGGCCUCCGCACAGGCGUGGCACUUCUGCUGGGCCCUGCUCGGCCCCGACAAGCUCCCGGAGGUUCAGUUUUUUGGCGCCAGCACCCUCCACACCAAGAUCUCCCGUCACUGGAGCGACCUCCCCGCGGACCAGCACGAGAGCCUGAGGACGCAGCUCCUCUCCCACAUCCUGUUCUUCUCCUCUGGGCCCAAAAUGGUGCUAACCAGGCUGUGUGUCGCCCUGGCCUCUAUGGCUCUUAACUUAAUCCCACAGGCUUGGUCCCAGCCCGUGGCGGACAUGGUGAGGGCCUUCCAGCCGCAGAAGCCCGACUCUGAGGGCAGCUCUGGUGCAAAGGCCACCCAGGACCCUCAGGCGCACUGCCUCGCGCUGUUGGAGCUCCUCACCGUACUUCCAGAGGAGUUCCAGAGCGGCCGGCUGGCUCAGGCUCGUCGCGCCCAGCUGAGGGAGGCCCUGGCUGGGGAGUGGGCGGUGGUGUGUCCGAUGCUGCGUCAGCUGCUCCAAAGCCAGGACUCCUCGGUCCAGGUGAAGGAGAAGGUGCUGCGCUGCCUGUCCAGCUGGGUGGGGCUGGACGUGCCGUUAGGGGAGAGUCAUGAACUGGUCCAGGACUGUUUCACCGCUCUGUCCGACCCAGAGCUGUUCGACACGGCCGUGGAGACGAUAGUCAACGCGAUCUCACAGCCUGACAGCCAGAGGUACAUUGAUGCUCUGGUGAACUUGAUGCCUCUGGUGCUGGGUCUCCAUGACCAGCUGAAGACAGCGGCUCAGGAUGGGGACAUGGAAACGUCACACGGUAUCUGUCGUAUUGCUGUUGCUAUGGGAGAAACACACUCAAGGGUUUUGUUGGAACAGGUGGAGCACUGGCAAGAGUAUCUGGCUUUGGUUAACAUGAUUCUUUUCUGUACUGGCAUCCCUGGACACUACCCAGUCAGUGAGACCACCAGCUCCCUUACACUCACCUUCUGGUACACUCUGCAGGAUGACAUCUUGUCAUUUGAGGAGGACAAGCAGGCCGUUUACCUGCAGGUCUACAGGCCGGUUUACUUCCAACUGGUGGACGUGCUGCUACAUAAAUCCCACUAUCCCUCCCAGGAGGAGUAUGCCUCCUGGUCUUCUGAUGACAAGGAGCAGUUCAGGAUUUACAGAGUGGACAUUUCCGACACUCUGAUGUAUGUGUAUGAAAUGCUGGGAGCAGAGCUGCUCAGUAACCUUUACGACAGGCUGGGCAGACAGCUGAUGAACCCCCAACAGUCAGCAGUAUGGCAGGACACAGAGGCGCUAUUGUUCGGCUUCCAGUCCAUAGCUGAGACGAUAGACGUGAACUACUCUGACGUUAUCCCUGGUCUCAUCGGUCUCAUCCCCAGAAUCAACAUCAGCAACGUUAUGCUGGCUGACACCGUCAUGUACACCAUAGGAUCCCUGGCUGAGUGGCUGGCUGAUCACCCCGUGAUGUUGGGUGGCAUAUUACCCAUGGUGCUUCAGGGCCUUGUGAAACCAGAGCUGUCUGUGUCCAGUGUAUCCACCCUGAAGAGGAUCUGCAGGGAGUGCAGACAUGACCUCGGCCCCUACGCUCAGGACAUCCUGACCGUGUCACAGGAUGUACUGAUAAAAGAAAUCCAUAAGAGCAGCCAGUGCAUGUGGUUGAUGCAGGCUCUGGGUUUCCUCCUGUCCGCCCUGCCGCUGGAGGAGAUUCUAGCUAGACUUCACUCUCUCAUCAGCCCUCACAUCCAGCAGCUGGAUACACUGGCCCAGCAGGAGCCUGAUGCCACUAACAAACCGUCUAUCAUCUACAUCCUUGGGAUGCUGGCCAGCCUCUUCACCACUCUGGACAUCAACAGACAAGCAGACAGCUUAGAGGGAGCAUCCAGCCCGAGACCCAAUCCCUCACAGAAUCCAGUUGUCGUUGUGUUACAGCAAGUGUUCACGCUGAUCCAAACCAUCCUCAGCAAGUGGCUCGAUGACUCAGAUGUAGUAGAGGCAGUGUGCGCGGUGUUUGAUAAGUCAGUUCGAACCCUCCUACAUGAUUUCGGGCCCAUGGUGGCUCAGCUGAAUGAGAUGCUGGGGCAGAUCUACAGCGCCUUCCCACAAGCCUCAGCUCUGGACCUGGCGCGGCAGAUGGUUCACAUAUUUGCCGGAGAGGAACACCACAUCUCUAACAUCAAAAGCCUCAUUGAGGUGUUGACUUCUGCCACACUUACUAUAUUUCAGCAAGGUCCACGGGAUCAUCCUGAUAUUGCAGAAUCAUUUAUGCACCUUCAUGCUCAGAUUCUUAAAAGGAAACCUGAUAUGUACCUGUCGGAUCAGCUGGAUGUUAAAGGGCUGUUUUACUGCGGGAUUCUAUCACUGAAGUUCCCAGAGACACCCACAGUAAAAGCUGCCACUCUAUUCUUUACAGAGCUGUUGCCUCGUUGUAAAGACAUGCCCUCGCUUGGUGAAGUGUUGCAGAGGGAUGGAAAGCUUCUGACAGAGACCAUACUCCAGGCGGUCGGAGGCGAGUCACCUCGCAGUCUGACGGAGCACUUCUCUGAGGUGCUGUUGAGUCUAAACAGACACUGUCCAGCUCUGCUGUCUCAGUGGCUGAAAGAAACACUACAGACCCCGGGUUUCCCUUCGGCCCAGGUCUCCACAGAGCAGAAACACACCUUCAGUCAGCAGCUUCUCAGGGAGCAAACCAACAAGCGGCGCGUAAAGGAGAUCGUGAAGGAGUUUUCUCUGCUCUGUCGGGGCCUGCAGGGGUCUGGAUACUCAGAUUACUAGACUGAGAGAGAGAGAGGGAAAACCCUGGACUGAACCAAAGCAAAAACACAGAUUAUUUGGACUCUUAUUAGGAUGAGUGGACAUCUGUGCAACAUGUUUUAAUAAAAAUACCUUUGUAAGUUCCCAAAAAUGGAAGAAAAAAAGUGUCACAUUGUCCUUUAUACUCAUCUCCAGGCAUGGAUCCAAAACCUCAAACUCCAUCUGACAAACUGACACCAAUAAACAGUUCAUUCUUUGCAGCUGCGUGA